UAGUUUAGCUAGACUACGGUAUGACUGACAGUUUGCACAUUGCAUGCAUGCCACUGCCAUGCUGUGCACACGUAACCUAACUGUAUGUCAGUGUAUGACGACGUCGACGGCUUCCUACAGCUUCUUCUGACCCCCUUGUUUCCAGCUGGGAUCUAUUUUGCUGCUUAUUUGGCACUGUCGAGAUCUCAGAAAGAAUGAUAUAGUGCAUCGAUUGCCGUGGAAGGCGCUGUCGCAGACGAAUCCAUGCUAUGAACUCUGGCGAAACACAUCGCAUAAUUUAAUGUACCUAAAUACCGUAUGAUAACAUCAUUCAUCAUACCGAUACCGUCGAAUACAGUUAAUUACUUCUCUACGUUAGUGGGACGGGUUGCAGCGCAUAUAUGGGGUGGAAUGAUGGAGCUGAACUUGGAAUUUCAAAUGCUAGUGGGCUUUGAACCGUGGCCGUACCGGCGCUGCGGUCGCAGUGUCAGCAAAGGCAACACCGUGAUGGUGCAGCUGAAUGACGCCUGGUACCUGGGCUUUAUAGAGGACAUUGCCGAAGACCAGCAGCAAGUGUACGUUAAUUUCCGUUGCAGCGCAUUACCGGCCGCCUGGCUGCCCGCUUACCGCGUAUUCCCCCACCAUCUCUUCACGGAGACGGGUGGCAGCUUCCACACAGUCCUGGCGGCGCUGCGGCUGCGCAGCGACCCCAGCGCUCCGCUGCUCUUUCAGCCCGCCGCCGUUGUCGGCUUCUGCAGCGGGCAUGGGCUCAUGUGCUGCGUGCAGACCACGGCUGAUGCCGAUGCCGUAAGUCAGCGCCAUCUCCUGCAUCCGCUGCAGAUGGCCGCCAAGCAGCCGCCCCGUCGACCGCUGCUACAACCCCUCGCGUCGUCGCGCCAGGGCGUCUACACCGCCUACACGACGGACACGCUGGACGUGGCCCACGUCAACUGUAUCGAUGAGAAUCGGCUGCAGUUCGAGAUGAAGCGCGCGGUGUACGCUGCGCAGUGCCGUGCACUCAAUGGUCAACAGCGGCAGAGAUACGGCAGGAUCCCGGACACGCGCUAUUACAUGCGUCUCGACAGGGAUUGUGUUAAGUUUCUGAUUUGGCGGCGUCAGGAGGACGACUGCCCGUGGAGUGUGGAGAUGCUGACGGAAUGCGUCCGGCGCUGCUUGCAAAGUGGGGUGUUGGCCAACGAUCCGCUCCAUCGUAGCAUCACACGGACCCCGCCGGACUGCUGCGAUGCCCUUGCCCAGGUUAGCGGCGACAGCGGGGGCUUGACGCGUCUGCCGUUGGAAAUCGUGGAGAGCCUGCUGGAUGUGCUGGAUAUCGCCACUCGCUCCAGGGUACAACGGGUCAGUCCAGCCUGGCACGACGUGGCCACCCGUUGCCGCUCUGGACAGCGGCACUGUGUACUGGAUUUCGGCCUGCAUGUGCGCAGUGCUAACAAGCCGGACGAAAUGUACCGUCUGGGCCGGCUGAUAUACUACGGGCUGAGCCCUGGCGUGCGGACGCUGGUGCUGAGUCGGUGGCGGCCGGCUGAGCAUCGUUUGGCCGAGCGGAGCCAGAGCAUGGGCAGCAGCGACGUGACCGUCGUUCGGCAGCUGGUCAGAAUGCUCCGACCGGCAUCGCAAACGCCAGCGCCACUACAGCAGCGCAUCAUCUGCCACCGCUGCGUCGUCAGCGGCGAGCUGCCCACCCUCUGGUCGGAGGUCUGCGCAUGGGAGGCCAGCGCCGAUCGGCCAACCUUCUUUCCCCUCCACCACCUGUCGCCCCUGAUGGACGUGUGCAGCAGCCAGCUGAUCCUAGUUGAUUACGUCCAGAACGACGCUGUACAGGCCUUUCAUCAUCGGCGGCCCUUCUGGCACUCCGACUGGAGUCCCUUGACCGACGAGCCCUACCAGAGCCGCGACCCGGCGCCGCCACUGUCGGUGGCCGUGCCUUUUCUGCGUCUGGACAACGGCCAGGAUGCCGUCGCGCUUCUGACCAGUAUGCGAACGGCCAUGGAGACCGCCCUUCCGGAGCCGCCGGCGGAGGUGCGCCGGCUGGCCACGGACCUGUACGAGUACUGGCGUACCCGUGACACCUACUGGCACUUCCUCCGCCAUCUUCUAGUAGCCACGGAUCCGGGCGGACCGGCAUGGGAGCACGCCGACUUUCCCAACACACCGUUGUCGCAGCUGACCCGUUUAACCGUCUGGGCUCUGGACUCCAUGUGGUGCCCGUGCAGCAGCGCGGAUGCCGCCGCCGAAUCGCACUAGUAAUUUAAUUUCCAAUAUGCGAUUCCACAUUCUUAUCGUCAACGAAAUAGCAGUGCGUACUUAUGAUGAGCUGGUUUUAUGAGCGAUUUGACCAGCUGAUUUCGAUAAUAAAUGUACAAACAAUAAAACCAGGAAGGUAUUAACAAUUGCCGACAGAGUGGUGUUAAACAUGAAACAGCCCUUAUCUUUACUCCGUCAUUGUGAAAGAAAACUGUCCCGGAAUCCAACCACAGUGCAAACCAGCAAGCAGGCAAUAAUCCAGGAAGGUCGGAUUAAUUUGUCGGGAUUUUUCAUUUAUAGUUUACCGACCAUGUUCUAACGCCAAUGACGGUGUCGGUAACGUUAUCAGUUGCUUUGAUUUGACUUUCUGAUCUAACUGUUUCUUAUUGUAGGCGUGCGAAUUAUUGAUCAAAAUAUUUAAAAGGGUUAUA
Molecule: messenger RNA, 2672 nt
Organism: Paramacrobiotus metropolitanus
Lineage: Eukaryota; Metazoa; Tardigrada; Eutardigrada; Parachela; Macrobiotidae
Exons: 3
Coding region: 298-2241 (647 amino acids)
Molecular function (GO): protein binding
Source: RefSeq, a predicted model, not a curated record